ACUUUAAAGCCAAAAACAAAAAAUUAAAGGCUCAGAAUGAUGAACUUCGAUGUCAAAUAGAUGAGCUUAAUGAUAAAUUCCAAAUGAUUUCCUUGAAGUAUAAAAGUUUACAAGAAAGUAACGAACUAUUAAUGGAAAUCAAUCAAGAGUUCAGCCACGAAAACGAUCAACUUCAACAUAAAUCAAAACAAGCUAGAAAAUCUAAACGAAAGGUAAGGAGCGGUUUGAAAAGACAUUACACCAGGCUGAAAGGUAAGCGAUAUAAAAGUAUUUUGGAAGGUAAACACUCUAAGAAAUCGAAAGGCAUGCGAUACGAGAAUAGUUCGAGCAGUCUAGAAGAUAGUUCAAAUGAAAGUUCUGAAGCUGAAAGAAGUUUACACAACGAGAGAGAUAAAAAAUGGGCAAAAAAUAUGCCAGGCGCACCUGAGUGGUGCUAUGUGAAGCAAGAAGACUCAGUUUAUAAUAUCAAUAUUGAAGAUGACCGAACACCUAUUAUUUCUGCGCAUGAUGAAGAAAAAAAUGAUGACGAAUAUUUUGAAAUUCAAGACUAA
Molecule: messenger RNA, 551 nt
Organism: Funneliformis caledonium
Lineage: Eukaryota; Fungi; Glomeromycota; Glomeromycetes; Glomerales; Glomeraceae
Source: the annotation of a GenBank genome assembly